AUGCCUCGUCGGCAGGAUGAAAUUACAAAGUCGAAGGAUUUAAUUGAUUUUGAAGGGGAUGUUAACUGCUCCAUCAAAAAUUUUUCGGAAAUUCAGUUAUUGUUUGACCCUUUAAUUCCCACAAAGAAUCCAACAGACUCCAGUGCAAAAAGUAACAUAGCACUCCUUGAUUCCCUUGCAAAACAUUCAAAGGACUCAGAAAACUAUGGGUGUAAGAGUUUUUCUGCAUUUGACUACUUGGUAAAUUAUCCUGAGUCCGAAAAAUGUGGAUUUCAUGAAUUGAGUGGAUCGACAUCUUUCCCAGUCGUAAGUGCUGGUGCCAUCGACAAGCUCAGCGAUUACGAUCUUCUUUUCACAAAUGAGUCAACCAACCAGUCAGGUGUAAAGCCAAAUGAUGUUAUGUAUUCUAGUGCACACAGCGUUAGUAAUGCAACUGUGAAAGUUGAAUCAAAUGACCGUCAACAAGAUGAUUGUUCACCAUUUUCAUAUCCUCCCACAUCACCACCUUAUCUACGCCAAAAUGAUGCUGAAAGUGUGAAUAAUACCUUAACUAUAAAUGAACAAGAAUUGUCAACACCAUUAAAUCACUUUAUGCCCAAUUGUCAGCCUACCAAUGAAUUGAAAAUAUUUGUUAACUUUGUUCAAAGCCUGCGUAGACAAAAGUACAACAGACCGAGAGUUUCUACACUGAUCAGUGAUCUUGGUGACAUAAGUGAACAGAAUAAAGAAUUCUCAGAGGAUUUUUACUCACCUCCUGAUUCAUGGGCAUUCGACAGUGUAUAUAAUGAUACUUUAACAAAUGAAAUACUAACGACUCCACGAAUCAAUGCAUCUGCACGUUCAUUAUCUAAUCAACAGUCUAAUCCGUCAUGGGAGGGAGAAACUGGAGCCUCCAAUGUAUCUCAUGUAUAUCCUAAAGUAAAAGAAAACCCUCACUUUCAAGAAAGUACUCCUACUCAUUGGACAAAUACGCCUAGAUGGUGUAUUCCACAAUUAGAAGUACGCAUCACAGCACAUCUAGCUGGUAGGAAGAGAUCGCGUCAAAGUGUAUCUGCUAGUUCAGUGAACAGUCCACCAGUUAUUCCUCGUCUACGCUUAGUUUGUGAUCCUACAACUACACUAGUUAAUGAACUCAUGCUAGAAGCGCUUGCAAAUGAUCUACUUCCUCAUAAUGAAAUCUCUCUAGAUGCCAGUCAAUUUCAAUUACGCCUUCAAGGAAGAGCUGAACUGUUACAUCCAGAAGCUCGUUUGUGUGACUGUUAUCAAGUUCAACUGUGCCAUCGAUUGGAUCAACCAUUGAAGUUAAUCUUAGAGCCUAAAGACGUUGACCAACCAUCUGUUAAAAAGGAUUACAGUGAUACGGAUCAGUUUACACCUCAAAAUAAUUUUUCAAACAAUCGUCCUACACCUACAGAGGAGGAUAUAUUUAUUAGUUACAGUGUAUUUCAGAAUGCCUUGCAGAAGUUACGGUUAUGUAUUGUGGAGAACUAUGCACAAGUUGACAGUGAAUCAUGGUUGAAAGAGGUGCAUUGUGUCAGUUCAAGUUUAAGUCAGUCAGUUAAAGCUGUAUUAACUGCAGUUUGUUAUGGAAUAGCCUUUUCUGAUGUUAUCAAUGCAUUGGGCAACGUACAAGUAUGCAUUAUGGAUAUUGUAUAUGAUAUAGGUUUAAAUCAUAAAGUAAUUGGAUUGAAACGUCACAACAGUAUCAAUAAUAAUAAUAAUAACAAUACUGUCGGCACUAAUAAUAAUCUACAUAAUAAUAAUAAUUACAAUCAAGAAAAUUGGCUUUCAUCAAUUAGGCGAAAACCGGUUAAGUGUCCACCAUUACCUAUACGUAAUGCUCAAACUGUUAAAAAUCUUAACAAAGAACAUGUCAGCUUAAAACGUGAUAUAAAACCACAAUCAAGAAAAAAAUUACAAAAUCUAAUUUUAUCCUUGAAUAAAAAUCUACUUUGUCAGUUGAAUGCAUUUUUUACCUGGCGGCAGGUUAGCAUCUGUGUAAAUCCCUGUUUAAUAAAAAAUAAUUCACUGCAACACAAUGAUGACAGUUAUGAUGAAUCAAUGAGUUAUCUAACUACAAGUGGACGACCUAAAGCUGUUCUCUUAACAGAUGAUGUCUUCUUCAAUGAUUUACAACAACUAAAGCAAGACAGAGUAGUUAAAAGCUCUGCAGAUUGUCUAGAUGCUGUAGUUAUCGGUUUAAUUGCUGUACACAAUCCACCUCCUAGGAAAACAAUUGGAGUUUACAAUUCAAACACAAGUAGUAGCAAUUCAAGUAGUAGUAUUUCAAAUCUAUCCAAUUCAUCUUCUAAUCAAUCUGCUUUUGUAAAUAAUUCGACAAGAACAGAUGGUUAUUAUUGUGUACGUUUGGGUCUGGUUUAUGCCGGUAGACCAUUGAGUAAAGUAUAUCCUAGUGAAAUGGCUAAUUCUCCAGUGAAUAAAACUGGCAAUCAUUACACUUCAGUGCCUUAUAAUCAACAAUCGAAAGAAUUCUAUUGGGCAAAUAAUCAUGCUCCAUCACGUGACAGUCAAAAUAAACACACUAGAGAUUAUUUUAUCAGUGAUCCUGGUCGUUAUCAAACAAUACAGUCCGGAUUUCCUAAAGUGUUACAAUUCGAUCAAUGGUUCAAAUUUCCGAGUUUUGCUAUCAGUCAACUGCCGAGAGAAACAAUGCUUGCGAUCAGUUUGUUUUCAUGUAAAAAAUUGAAUUCUGAUAAUUCGGACGUUGAUGGGACGUUAAUUGGUUGGGUGAAUUUCCCUCUAUUCGAUAUAAAUGGUGGAUUAAAACAAAAUACAGCGAUUGUUGGUCUUUGGCCACCAUCUGAAAUGAUGCAUGAUUUUAGGCCUACUUGGUCUCAGUCGAAUACUUCACCAGAUUGUCCACUUGUACAGCUUUGUUUUCCCGAAUACCAAUAUGAGAUUGAAUUUCCUAUCAUCGAAUUGAAUAAUGAAUUUGGAACUACCAGUGAAAAAAUCUCUUCACCAUAUAGCAGUCUUUGUCCAGAAGCAAAACAAUCAAUUCUUGAAGCUAAAUCUGCAAUAUUUCUUCAAACUCUAAAUCCAGAAUUAUCAUUUAAAUCAGUAGAUGCUUGUGCGAUGGCGUAUAGUGCAGCAUCUUCAUCUGUGCGUAGAUCUAGUCAAAAAGAACAUGCUCGUAUUCCUGUAUUACAGUUAGCAACUCUUAAUUCUAUGCAUUCAUCUUUUAAUCAAUACAGCAUUGGUUCAUUUGGCAGUAAUCUUGGUGUUAAUAUACAUACUGGUGGAAAUAUUGGAAUAAUUAAUAGUACUAGUAGUUUCCAAGGAUGUAAUAUCAACUCAAUUACCUGUUAUUUACCGUGUCCACCACCAGUAACAAUUGAAGUGCUAUGGAAUUUACGUUAUUCUAUUUGUGAUGUACCUGAAGCUAUGCUAGCAUUUGUUACUAGUUGUUUAGUAAGUUGGCCGCAAAUCACUAGGCAGAAUUUAAAAGAUACGUCGGAGAAAUGGUCUUGGAUAAAGUUACUGAAAGAAAUAUACAGUCUUUUAACAGUUACUCCAGUGCCUUAUCCUGGUCUUGUUCUACGUUUACUUUCACCGGAUGUUGUUGAUCAAGGCAUACGUCAUUGGGCGACAAGAGCAUUAUCAUUACUUUCAUCUGAUAAUCUUCUUCUGUACCUACCUCAAAUAACCGAGGCAAUAAAUCAUGACUUGUAUCUUGAUUAUUCUGGUCUAGUAAGCUUGAUUUUACAUCGAGCUGCUUUUUCAAUGCGAUUUGCCAAUGCUUUAUAUUGGUAUUUAUAUCCGAUGCUUAAUCAAAGUUCAUCUUCAUCAGAAUGGAAAUUACAACAAGAAAUGAUCAAUCAUUUGUCUGUAACUGCUACGAAAGUUAAGCAGGCUAGACCAAAUGCUUCAGUUCGUGAAGAGAUCCUCUACAGUCAUUUGAAACAAUUCAUGUCCGGGCUGUCAGAACAAUGUCAGCAAUCAUCAGAUCAACUGUCUGUCGACCGAAAGUCACCUUCUCUAUCAAAUUCACAAACAUGGAUAAAUCAUGAUAAAUCAACUAGUCAAAUAUUUAAAACUGAUACAGACUGUUUGAGAAAAAAGCCAUCAGAUGAGCCAAAUACUGAAUUACCAGUGUCACAGUAUGAUUUUGGUCUAAGGAUGCCAUAUAAUCCUGGACUUUUAACACACAGACUUGAUAUAGCAGCAUGUUCAUAUUUUACCUCAUUCACUUGUCCACUAAGACUUGUCUUUCACGCGUUGGAUGCUGGUAUCGAACCAUUUAUGGUUAUGUUUAAGGUUGGUGAUGAUUUACGCCUUGACAGUUUAAUAUGUCAACUGACAUUUCUUAUGGAUAGAAUAUGGUUAGACGCUGGAUUAGAUUUACGUAUGAUUCACUUUCGUAUUAUACCAACAGAAGAGCAGAAAGGCUUUAUUGAACUGGUAUCUGAAUGUAGUACACUUCGUCAAAUUCAACAACAAGGAGGCGGUUUAACAGGAGCUUUUAAAGAAGGUGUUAUCACAAAAUGGUUACAAUCUCAAAAUAUCACUGAAUUGGAUUAUAAACGAGCUUUAGACAAUUUUCUUCGUUCACUGGCUGGAUGUUGUGUAGCAACGUAUAUACUUGGUGUUGGCGAUCGACACAAUGACAAUAUUAUGAUACGUUAUUCUGGCCAUGUAUUCCAUGUUGAUUUCUCUAAAGUAUUUGGAAAUAGUCAAACAUUUGCCGGUAUUAAACGAGAUCGUGUGCCGUUUGUUUUGACACAAGAUAUGUUACAUGUAUUAAAUACAUACUCUAAGGAUAUGACAGGUUCAAUGCAUCAUUUAAACAAUUCAUCAGGAUUUGGUUAUACACCUGGUCAUAAUUCUAAUCAUCCACAACAAGGUGUACAACUGUUUAUAGAAAAAUGUUGUGAGGCAUAUAACUUAAUUAGGCAUCGUUCAUAUCAGCUUAUUUCACUACUUGAAUUGAGUUUAUCAAUGAAUAUUCCUGGACUGAACCGUGAUUGUGUUCGAUUUGUCUUGAGGGCUCUGAGGCCAGAAUUAAACGAUCAAGAAGCGAGCCAAUAUUUUACUGAACUAGUUCGUAAAACCCUACAAUCGAAAUCUUCCAGUUUUAAUUUCUUUGUACAUGGACUGGCCCAAGUUAAGCAAGCUUCCUUAGGAGGAGGAGUUUCUGGUACAAAUACAAAUAUUUCAAAUUUAUCUGAAAGAGGUUCUCCUUCGAAAAUAAACAGUGCAGCUGAUGACCAUUUCACAUCAGUUAAUAACAGUAAUAAUUCUAACAUUUCAAGUAUUACUGGAAGAUUUGUCAAUGAUUCGAAAUCUCGAUCAACUCCACCUACAAAUCCUUCAAGUGCAAGCUAUUCUGGAAUUGGACAAAUAUUUAGCUUUAAUCCAAAGCGUUUCACAAGUAAUUCAGAUGGAAAUAUGGAUGCUAUUGUAGUCGAGAUAGCAGUGAAAAAGAAGACUGAUGAUAAACAUUCUGAUUAUUAUUUUCCUAUGAAUAUUUGGCGAGAAAAUUGUCGUGUACCGACAAGAAUAUAUCGACGUCUUCCUGAUUUAGAAGAAUUAGAAGCUCGUUUACAAGAGAAUUUCCCUAAUUCAGGUGUUACAAAAACUGUUUCGCAUAUAAUCAGCUCAUUGAAUUCUAUUAGUAUUAGUUCAAGUCGAUCACAAGAUCAUGUUCAAUCAUUGGUUGACAGUCUACUUUCGGAUGAUGAAAUAGUAGCCAAAAGUGAUAUUGUCUACACAUUCUUUCACAGUGUAUUAUUCGAUGAGAGAUUUGCUGCUGAAGACAUGUCAUCACAAGCUGUCUAAUCACUUUCAUUCAGUAAGCCUAAAUAGCUGCCGAAAAAUUUGUAACAGAUUUUUUAAUAUAUAUAUAUCCUUUAGUUUCUGGAUUAGCUUGUCUUCUCUGUGGUUCAUUAUUGCUGAGGUCACUCCUUUGAACGAAUUGAGACAGUUGAAAUGUUGCUUUGAAAAUAUCUAACCUUUGACUCGAAUAAUGCAAACCUAAGAGACUAUUAUAUUGAUGUUAUCAAGUAAUAGAAUUCAUCUGAAACUUCUACUUUUAUGGAAGUGGAUUACAUAUGAGAUGUACUCCAUGGUAUGCGUUAAUGGAUAUAAUCUACUGCAUCAACAAUGUUCUUCCAAUUCAGUCACCUUUUGUAAACAGAAUUCACAGAUCCGAAGUUUCUGUGAUAUACAUUCACUUACAGAAUAAGAUAGAGGGGUCGAAGUUGAAGAAUGCUUGUUUGAUUAAGCAGCUUAUUUAAGUGAGUGCUAAUUUCAACUUAUGCAAUGCUAGCAGUGAUUCUGAUUCGUAUAUCAUCAGUCAGUGUCUUAAUUGAUAGUUGGAGACAGUCGGCCACAUAAAGCCUUGGACCACCUAGGUUUUGUACUUGUUGAAACUCACCAGCCAGCAAGGCCUAUCUGCAGUCUAGAAGGAGCUCAUAACCCUUCUGAGAUUCGAACCCGCGUCAUCUAAUGUCGCAUUCAAAGACGUUACCUCUGGACUACUCGGACUCACUAAUGUAUUGGAUACUCCCGCUUGACACUAGUUAGUAAGUAAUUUCCAAUAUAACUAUCAACUAGUGUGAAAUAGAAAUGACAUUUCUCAUGUAUUUUAAGAAUCUACACAUAGUUUUUUACCUGUUCAAAUGAGUGAUCGAUAUACCCAGUAAUUUUUUUUGAAAUUCUAAGAAUAACGUAUUUGAGUAAAAAGUAGAUGAAUGAAUAUUUCGACUAUAAGUUCAAGCAAAUCAGUUUGCGCUACAAAUUUUUUCAACUGAAUAAAUCUAAAAAAAUUGUUUGUUUUUCUCGUUAUUAUUUACUAACAAAUAAUGUCUUAGUUUUUUUUCUUUUUUUGCUAAACGGGGUGUUUGCGCAAAGUUACUAACUCAGUAGUUAUUCAUUUAACUAUUUUCCUUUCACUUGGUUUUGGGUUUUAUUAUACACCGUGCUUUUUGUGAGAAAUUUCUACUUUUCAUUGAUUUCAAAUAUUUAUAAUAAAUUAAACUUAAGUUAAUUUCUUGAUAAAUAACAUUUUCUUUAGGUUAAAGUAUGAUCUUGAAACCCUGUGACAAAAACAUUCUGAAUGAAUCUAACCUGAUACCAGCUGCAUACAUCUAUUUCAUAACAGCAUGAAGCAUGAGGUCAACCACGCACCUGGUCCUGCUUCGAUUCUCAGUCGACUCACCCUCAAACCUCUCUUACUCAGUAGUAGGCCUGAUCAAGGGGGAAGGCUGAGAAUGAGACUAACAACUUGACCCCAUAAAAAGAUUUUUUAAAAUAUCCACUGCUUGUGAAACGCCAAAGCGUGCGUCGGUGACAUAGCGGCUAGGAUGGUUGUAGUCCGGAGUUCGAUCUCCGGUCGACACACACCUGAUAUCAAUGGUCGACCUGCUAAAUUUGGGCUACCAAUAUCACUUGCUGAAAAUUCCAUACUUGUAUGAAAAAUACUGUGUGGAAUCAAGCUAUAAUAAAAUAUAAAGUAAAACUUGAAACGCAAUCUUCCGAUCGGUGACAUAACAAUGAAAACAGAGAUAUCAUCCUAAACUCAACUCUGAAAAGCCUAGCAGUAUAUGACGCAUAAGUUCUUUGGCCUCCUGGAUUCUAGUGGACUGCUUAAAUCACUAGGCUACUUAAAUUUCAAUCAAUUUCUUGUUGUUUUAAUCUUCCAGUUAUGUCCUUGAAUAGUAACAUGAUUUCACGUGAAUGUUUAAUCGGCUUCCAAUCUAACUUUGUGCACUUCAAGAGGAAUAAAUGCCGUAGAUGAAUGAGUCUUGUUUCAAACAGAAUGACGUUGCGUCUUAAGACGUACUGUUGGUGAAUACUGUAACUGAAGAAUCCAUAUGGGAGUAAAUGUUUUGCAAUAAAUUAUUCUGAGAAUUCUGUAUUGUGUUGAACAUAAUUCCUAGAAUAGUGCCAUUAUUAUUAUUAUUAAAAUGUCUAACACAAAAACGUUUGAAACAAUAUAAUGACUUUGAGUAACUGUACUGAAAUUGACGUUUGGUAUACUUUUCUAUACUUGGUGUAUUUCUCACUAACCUAAUUCUCUUUAUUUUAACAAUACAGUGCCUUCUUACACAUAAUAAGCUGCAUUACUUACAUGUUUAAUUACUUUCGUGCAUUGAUUAUUUAAAAGUUAAAGACUUCGUUCGGUGUUAGUUUGUUGCAAAAUGUAAUACUUAAAAGUUACUAAUACUAACAACGAUUUCUGUUUAUUUUGUCUGACAUCAUUCACAUUUUAAUGUGUACACUUUCAUAUAGCUUCAUUCUGUUGACCUGAAUGUUUUGUUUUUUU
This is a messenger RNA of Trichobilharzia regenti, 8287 nucleotides long. The record is from the annotation of a GenBank genome assembly. NCBI's taxonomy places the organism in Eukaryota, Metazoa, Platyhelminthes, Trematoda, Strigeidida, Schistosomatidae.